AUGCGCAUGCAAAAUUCAUCGCAGGCAGCAGAGGGAGUGAGUUGUCGGUCGACAGACCCUCUGUCGGCGCGGCUGCUGGCCGAGGACCCCGAGUUCCGGCUGCCCAUCGGCAACAUCACCGCGCCCGUGGGGAAGGAGGCGGUGCUCUCCUGCACGGUGGACCACCUGGGGAAGUACAAGGUGGGCUGGCUCAAGGCGGAGGACCAGACCAUCCUCACGCUGCACAACAAGGUGGUGACGCACAACUCCCGCGUCAGCGUCACGCACGAUGGCCAGCACACCUGGCGCCUGCACAUCCGCCAGCUCAAAGAGGCCGACCGCGGCUGCUACAUGUGCCAGGUCAACACGGGCGUCAUGAAGAAGCAGGUCGGCUGCGUCGACGUGCAAGUUCCCCCGGACAUCCUGUACGAGGAGACGAGUGCAGAUCUGUCGGUGCAAGAAGGGGACAACGCCACCUUGGUGUGCAGGGCCAACGGCAACCCCCCGCCCAGGAUCACGUGGCGGAGGGAAGACGGUCAGCACAUCAUCAUGAGGAGGGGCCUGCGCGAGCUGACAGCAGUGGAGAGCUACAACGGCAGCCUGCUGCACUUCUGGCGGCUGGACCGCCGGCAGAUGGGCGCCUACCUCUGCAUCGCCUCCAACGACGUGCCUCCGUCCGUCAGCAAGAGGAUCAUCCUGAGCGUCAACUUCGCGCCGGUGGUGAAGGUUCCCAACCAGCUGCUAGGGGCGCCACUGGGCACGGACGUGCCGCUCGAGUGCCAGGUGGAGGCGUUCCCCAACACCAUCAACUACUGGGUCAAGAACCGCGGGGAGAUGCUGCUGGACGGGCCAAAGUAUUCCAUACAGGAGAACAGAUCGGUCUACAAGAUGUUCAUGUGGCUGGUCAUCAAAGCUUUCAACAAGUCGGACAUCGGAACCUACAACUGUGUGUCCACAAAUAGCCUCGGGCGAGCGGAAGGUACUUUGAGGUUGUAUGAAAUUAAAACAUAUACAGGCGUGAAUCACGGAACAUCUAAUGAUCGUGGAACCAUUGUCGGAGGUAAGUGAAAGUUAUU
Messenger RNA from Bacillus rossius redtenbacheri, 1055 nucleotides. RefSeq names its product lachesin-like. NCBI's taxonomy places the organism in Eukaryota, Metazoa, Arthropoda, Insecta, Phasmatodea, Bacillidae. Gene Ontology annotation, cellular component: neuron projection. The coding region runs from base 1 to 1047 and encodes 348 amino acids. The record is from RefSeq and is a predicted model, not a curated record. The transcript is spliced from 8 exons.